Molecule: messenger RNA, 1104 nt
Organism: Colletotrichum truncatum
Lineage: Eukaryota; Fungi; Ascomycota; Sordariomycetes; Glomerellales; Glomerellaceae
Source: RefSeq, a predicted model, not a curated record
AUGUCCACUACGACCGCUACUGCGACGGAAGCCGAAGCGCCGCCCAUCAAGUUGACUUUGGCGUACGAUGACAAGAUUCAUGACCAGUACAAAUACUCACAGUACCUACCUGUCUAUGACGAGAAAACAUCGCUUCCCCCGCUGCAGCCGUUCGAGUUCAACGAUCGCGGGCUGGCAGCGAACAAGGAAAAGCCAAAUCUCCUCCCGAAAGACAAUACUACCAUUAAAGCCACCAAACUCACGCCGGUCAUUGGAACCGAAAUUCGAGGGCUUCAACUCUCUCAGCUUGACGACAGACAGAAGGAUGAACUAGCACUUCUCAUCGCCGAGCGAGGCGUGGUUGUCUUUCGCGAUCAGGAUUUCAAGGAUAUCAGUAUUGAGCAACAAAAAGAAUUUGGGCGAUACUUUGGGCCUCUUCAUAUCCACCCCGUAGGCGCGCACGUCAAGGACCAUCUCGAGUUCCACAACAUCUACCUGGGCCCCGACAACGAGUACCGCAACCGCAGCAAGAGCAACAAGCUCUCGACGAUCGGUUAUCACUCAGACGUGUCGUACGAGCACCAGUCGCCAGGUGUCACCAUUCUGACACUCCUCUCGGUGCCGGAGACGGGGGGUGAUACGGCAUGGGUAUCGCAAACAGCUGCAUAUGCGCGGCUCUCUCGGCCCAUUCAGGCGCUUCUCGAAGGUUUGAGGGCUGAGCACAGCGGGUUUCCACAAGCGGACAACGCGAGACGAGAUGGUAAGUUCGUAAGGAGGGAGCCGGUCAAGUCGGCGCAUCCGGUCGUCCGGAUUCACCCGGCGACUGGUCAGAAGGCGUUGUUUAUCAACCCGGGCUUUACAAAGAAGAUCAUUGGACUUCGUGACGAGGAGUCUGACGCGCUGCUGAAGCUUCUCUUUAAGCACAUCACCCUUGGCCAGGACUUCCAGGUCCGCAUCAAGUGGGAGGAGGGCACAGUAGCCCUUUGGGAUAACCGCGUAACAGCGCACACGGCCAUCUCGGACUACAACGUCCACAACCCCCAAGAAGGGCUGCGGCACGGGUUCCGGAUCACAACGCUGGCAGACAAACCAACGGGGGUGAAUGGCUUGGAGUCCACGUGGUAG